Rasamsonia emersonii CBS 393.64 is the source of this 3363-nucleotide messenger RNA. RefSeq names its product Sit4-associated protein (Sap185). The record is from RefSeq and is a predicted model, not a curated record. Gene Ontology annotation, cellular component: cytosol; nucleus. The coding region runs from base 1 to 3363 and encodes 1120 amino acids. The transcript has 5 exons. Gene Ontology annotation, molecular function: protein phosphatase binding; protein phosphatase regulator activity. NCBI's taxonomy places the organism in Eukaryota, Fungi, Ascomycota, Eurotiomycetes, Eurotiales, Trichocomaceae.
AUGUUCUGGCGUUUCGGGGGAUACGCAAAUAUCUCCACCGUCGAUACCCUCCUUGACAAACCCGAUGUCACGCUCGAAGAAUUGCUGGAUGAGCCGGAGCUCAUCCAGGAGCUCAAACAGCAUAAUACGAAACUCAUAGAGUAUUUGCGCGAGAAGGACGCUGCUGCGAAAGAGGAGGGGCUGGCCAAACCCAGGGAUGAGAUCCUGGAGCCUGAGGACCUCGAGAAAGCAGAAAAGCAGCGUCUGAAAUAUGCCUAUGUCGCUUGCGAAAUCCUGUCCUCGGAGACCUGGUCGAUCCUGGAGUCGAUGAUGGUCAAUGAGGCCUUUCUCCGGGACUUUUGGGAAUUCCUGAAACGGCCCGCGCCACUGGACUCGCUCCAAGCAGGCUAUUUUACGAAAGUCAACGAGGUGUUGUUUGACAAAAAGACGGAGGAAAUGCUGGAAUUCUUCAAGUCCUUGGAGGGAAUCGUCCCAGCGAUGCUGCAGCAUGUCGAUAACCCCAUGGUCAUGGAUCUGCUCUUGAAGAUCAUCAGUCUGGAGAAGGUCGAGGGUGGUCAGGGCAUUGUGGAAUGGUUGAAGAGUCAGAACCUUAUCCCCAUUCUUCUCUCUUACCUGUCCCCAGAGCAUCCCGCUUCUGUGCAGACAUCCGCCGGCGAUUUUUUGAAAGCGAUCAUCACCAUCUCGGCGAAUGCUACGCAGAAUGAGCAGUCUUGUAUUGGACCAAAUAGCCUUACACGACAGUUGGUGUCGGCGCCUUGUGUAGAGCAGCUUAUCUCUUACAUGUUGCAGGGGGGAAAUGCUCUUACGGUCGGUGUGGGUAUCGUAAUUGAGGUUAUUCGUAAGAAUAAUUCUGAUUAUGAUCCCGAGAAUGUGAAUGGGCCAGAUUCUCCACCCACCCUUUACGACCCUAUAUACCUGGGCACCCUUCUUCGACUGUUUGCCAAGCAUAUACCUGAUUUUAUGGAGUUGAUCCUCAGCGACAAGCAUGCGGUCAUCGAGGGAGGCCAGAAAAAGAUGGUUGACCGGGGGCAACUGAACUCGGCCUGGGGUACGAAGAUUGAGCCUCUCGGCUUUGACAGGUUUAAGACCUGUGAACUCAUGGCCGAACUCUUACAUUGCAGUAAUAUGGGCCUGUUGAAUGAGGUAGGCAGCGAGGACUAUAUCAGACAACGGGACGCGGAACGGGAACGAUUGCAACAACAAGGUGCUUUUGAUCCUCACAGAAAAGACGAAUCCCUUAUCGAUUACAACGAUACUGCCGGGGAUUUUGCCAACGGGUCUGCACUGGGUUCCCAAUCAGCAAGAGACCAGAAAGUACUCGAGGUGACCAACGCCGGCGAAGACGAUGGCUUCGAGGAUGUUGGGUCGUCGGAAGUGCUCGUAGAUGGAGCCAAGGAUGACGUGAGGGAUGCUGAAGAGGCCAAGGAGACGGGGACAGAGCCACGAAAUGUUUCCUCGCAGACGUCCAAGCUCGAUAUCAACAAUGAUCUUGUCGAUGAGCCGCUCACUACUUCUGACGACAAGCUGGACGCUCGUGGAGAUGCAUCUGCACCGUCACAGCCACAAUCCGCCGAUCCUGUGUCUCCGACUGCUUGCGGUCUGACCGACAAAGUUAGCGAGAUCAGGAUAGAUGCUGAAGAGGCAGUCCUCCAGGACUCUCAAUCACAGCCCCAGGAAUCUGCGGCUAGUGAGCCCGCUGGCUCGACCGCGGGACAAGAACAGCCCUCCGAUCUUGACAAGACCGCAUUGUCUCCUCAUCCAGAAGAUACGCCAGCUCCUCUGUUUGCCUCCCAGGCACAAUCAGAGCCCAAAACAUCGACUACGCCCGAGCCUGUGGAUUCCGAAAAUCCUCAACCGUCAGCACAAGGGCUGCCUGAAUCCAUCGGGGCUGGCAUCGCUCAUGCUGACGACGAAUUUGCCCCGCAAAUUCAAUAUGAUCUCAAUGGCCAGCCGGUGGUAGGAGAUUACCUGAAGAUCAUGUUUGUGGAACACAAAGUUGUUCCUACGAUUCUGCAAGUGUUCAAUGGGCCUAUGGACCGGGGAUUCAACCGGUCACUUGCCAUAGACUUGUUCGAGACCGGGCGCAUAACAGAGCAAAUUGUCGAAGGUCAAAGACGUAGUGACGAGGCCCAGGCGAGCAAGAAUAUGAGACUCGGGUACAUGGGUCAUCUUACGCUCAUAUCGGAGGAGGUGGUCAAAUUUACCGAACGCCACCCUCCUGAGGUCCUCUCGCAGACAGUGAUGGACAAGGUUCUGCACCGAGACUGGAUCGAUUACGUGGAAAAAACCUUGUCGGAGACCCGGGAGCGAGACAACGCGAUCCUGGGUGGUGUGCGCCCCGACGUUAUCGGUCAUCGCCAGUCCGUCCUCAACGCCGUGGGCGCAACACAAGGCUUCACCGGCUCGGCAGCUCUCGCAAACGCAGGGUUGAAUGGAGGCGCUGACGGAUCGAGCUUUGAUGGCUUCGAUGCCUUGCACCAGGGGAGUGUCUCCAGCGGCGCCUUUGGCUUGGGUGGCAGCAGUUCGCUGCUUAGCGGCUUCGGAAGCUCGAGCGAUGAUGAGGACGAGGAGAUGGAGGAUCAGGAUGAUGAGGAGGGCAGGGGUACCACCGAAGCCACCACGGAAGGUGAUUCAGAGAAUGCAACAUCCAGCUCCACGAGUCAACCGAUCCCAAUUCUGGCCCCGCCUCCAGCCCCUCUAAACUCCGGUCCAUCACGAGCUCGUCGCCAGCUGGCUGCUCGCCUUUUGUCCAAACAGCAGGCUGCAGAGGCGGCAGCGAACGCUGACAACUCUUCUUCGGACUCGGAGAAGAGCUCGACGAGUAGCGGGCAUGAUGGGGACGAUCAAUGGCAAUCAAAUCCGUUUGUCAUCGCCGGACUCGAAGAUGACAACAACUCUUCGCAUGCCUUUUCUUCUACCGAUUUUCCAUCGAUUGACCGGGACGACACGUUAUCGUCGCCUACCUUCCCACGCACGGGGUUCCCGCCGCCAGGGUCGCCGUCGACGAAUUCGUCUGAUGAGGCCAUCGACGAAUCCACAGAAGCUGUCAGACGAAAGGUGCGGAUCCCUCUGGAAGUCGAGGAUGAUGACGACGAGAUGGGUGAAAUGGUGGGCCCGAGCUCUGGAACGGACCUGAUGGACUCGGAUGAGGAGGAAGAGGCCAUUAUCAAUGAAUCUCUGGGAUACUCGAGUUUCUAUGGGCCCAGCCGGUAUGGCGGGUUUGGGCGAUCCUAUUCCAAGGAUGAGGGCGGCCAUUCGCUUUUCGAUGACGAUGCAGACGAGCACAACGAUAGCAGUGAUGGCGAAGACGAUGGAUUGGUUGAGAUCCUAGUUCCAGGCAAAAAGUCAUCCAGCGGAAGUUAA